This is a messenger RNA of Hypoxylon trugodes, 1254 nucleotides long. RefSeq names its product acyl-CoA N-acyltransferase. Gene Ontology annotation, molecular function: acyltransferase activity, transferring groups other than amino-acyl groups. NCBI's taxonomy places the organism in Eukaryota, Fungi, Ascomycota, Sordariomycetes, Xylariales, Hypoxylaceae. The coding region runs from base 143 to 832 and encodes 229 amino acids. The transcript has a single exon. The record is from RefSeq and is a predicted model, not a curated record.
UCGGACAUUGUGAAUCACUUAUUACUUAGCGAGUGGAUUUACCAAUUUUCGAUUGAUUCCUUGAAAGUAGCGCUGCCUAUCAAGAUCACCAUAACCACGCAAGUCAAUUAUCAAAUCAUUGAUACCUAUACACAUCCAUAAGAUGUCGAUCGAACACCAGGGGGCCAAAGUCAAGACGACUUUACCAACUCGACCAUUCCCACCCAAUGCGGAGAGAGAACAUAUUCGCACGGAGCGAUUGAUCAUUCGGCCAUUCACAGAAGAUGAUCUUGACGGGAUAUACUCAUUGCGAACUCAACCAGAGGUCAUGAUUUUCACUAUGGUUGGGCGAAUUGAUGCUGACAAGGAAGCGACACGAGCAUACUUGUCUCGUUUUCUACCACCUAAUGAUUUGAAGACUUACAACAAUGUAAUCUGCCUUGCAUCAACGGGCGAAUUGAUCGGAUGUGGAGGGGCGCCAAGUGACUCCACUAAUGGUUGGCCUACGUUCGGCUGGCCUGAAAUCGGAUAUAUAUUUAAAUUGGAACAUUGGGGCAAAGGUUAUGCUACCGAAUUCCUAAGAGCAUGGUUGGAUCAAUGGUGGUCGCUACCACGAUCCGAAGUUGAGGUAAAGGUUGACGCGCAAUCAGUGGAUGGAUCGGGAGAGGUGCCUGAGAUGGUCAUGGCAGUGAUUGAAGCUCACAAUAAAAGUAGUAGGCGUGUCCUAGAAAAAGCUGGGUUCCAGGAAUUCAGACGAUGGGUCGAUACCGAAGAAAAGAAUGGAAUUCCCGAGGAUGUGGAUCAUAUCGGAUUUGCGCUCUCAUCUACGAGCGGAACGGGUCAAAAGGGCUAGAUUCUGCGGUAGGCUUUAGUGGCAUUGUUUGAAGAUCCCCAAAUAGAUUGCCGAUUUGGGCUGGAGGCCAUGUAAUGUGCUCCAUUGUCCUUUUACCGAUGGGUCAAAUCGAGUGGUACGGAGCGGGCUAUGUUUACGACGAAGAAAUGGCGCAAUUCGUGUGACGGAAGACCAUGGAGCCAGGUUUAAUAUCUUCCAGGCGACAAUCUUGGCAUUGACAAAUCGUCUUGCUGAAAUCUAGACAUAUUCUUCGUUGUAAUUCCUAUUAUUCCUCUUGGUGAAUAUGGUGGAUGUAGGAGUAUUUGAUAAAUAUCAACGUCAUCCUGUAGGAUGUAAUCGGAAGAUAUUAUGGCAUCGAGCUAUGCAUGUCCAAUGGAUUUGAGUAUCUACCAAACCAACAAUUGGAAUGGUUGAGGGUUGAG